CUUUAAUAAAUGUAUCUGGCUUACUAGUGCUUCUUUCCAAGAAAAAAAAGUGGCACACCACCAAAGCACCAGUUCCCAGUUCUUUCCUUUUCCACUCUUUUUCUUGAAAUUCAGUUGGAUUUGGCUAGAGGUGAAGAAUUAACUGUGAAGUUUAUAAAUUUGAAGCACCAAUUUUGUAAGUGUUUGCACUUCGUAUAAUUUGAGAAGCUUUUGUUUCUUACACUGAUGGAACCUUUGAGCUAUGGUUUGGAAGGGAGAGGUUUUCUGUUUCCUGAUAAUGUUGAACUGUCUGUUGACACAUUUUCAAGAAGUAGAAAUACUGUAAAGGAUUGGAAUUUGAACCCUUUUUGUGAUGUUGAUAAACCCAUUUGUGGCCCUAGCCAAGAAAUAACUGAAAGCACGGGGUUCUUGGAAUCCGGUAUUGCUGAUAUUUUUAAGAAAUCAGCAGCCAGUAACCCGUGCCCGGGAGCUUUAAGUGGUGAAAUAGGUAAUGGUUCUAUGUUGGAACUUGGAGCCAUGUUUAACCGUAGUGCUACUAAAUCUUGUAAUCCGAUGUCAUUACCAAUUGGUUUGAAAUUGGACGAGUUGACUGAUUAUGGAGAAGUAAGAACUAGUCAAUCCUCGAAAGAAAGUUCGGUUCUUUCUUCACCAGAAUCUUCAUUGCCAACUGGUGAAGCGGCCAAAAGAAAGAGUUUGCAUUCUCAGUUUCCUAUCUCUCAGGUUCGUGGUCAGAAGGAGGACGAGUCGAUUGCAUAUAGGGAAGUCAAGAGUAAUCAAUCCUUAAAGAGAAACUCGGCUUUGUCGUCAGUCAAUUCAUCACUGCAGGGAAAAAGACUACGGACUACAAAUUUGCAUUCUGAGGUUCCUUUCUGCCAGGUUCAUGGUUGUAACAAGGACCUGAGCUCGUCAAAAGACUAUCACAAAAGACACAAAGUAUGUGAUGAACACUCAAAAACUGCUAUAGUUAUCGUUAAUGGCAUUGAGCAAAGGUUCUGUCAGCAGUGUAGCAGGUUUCACUUAUUGGCAGAAUUUGAUGAAGGUAAACGCAGCUGUCGCAAACGCCUUGCAGGCCAUAAUGAGCGGCGAAGAAAGCCUCAAUUUGAUACUCACUGGGGUUCAAGAUUCUUGGAUAUGACACAAAGGAGAGUUCCAUUUCUUUUCCCAGAAAUACUUCCUGGUAGUUUCUUUUAUCAAGAGAAUUAUGAAGUGAAUAACAAUAACCAGCACCUUAAAUUAGAACGUAAGCCAUUCUGCAUAUCUCAAUUGGCUAUGUCAGUCACAAGCGGGCAAUCCCCUGCGGAAAGCAUCCAACAUCAGUACGGAGUGAGAAAACAAGAUCUAUCCAAAGUUCCGGUUGGGUCGACAUUAUUAUCUGUUCAAGAAUUUUCUGCAGGGCAGAACUCCUCUUGUGCUCUCUCUCUUCUGUCAGCCCACUCACAAAACCUUCUACGCAAUUCAACCGGCAUUUCACCAACUCCGCUGUGGAUGGUUAAAGGAGAUGAUCAUGCCUACAUUAAAGAUGAUCAUCAUAAUCUUGCAAAAUCUCCCAGUAUAAGUGUUCCUGAAAUGCAGAGAGACGGACAUGAUCAAGGAGCAAACUCUAUGAAUUCCAAGAAUUGCCUUUCUCCAGUAGGCGGGCCGACCAUGGAUUUAGUGCAGUUGUCUUCGCACCUGCUAAGGGUUGAACAGCAGAAAAAUUCUGUCCAAGUGAAGCAGGAAAAUGAUAUCUUUAGUUCUUUUGCUUCCACUUGAGCCUGAAGGGUCAACAUCUGAAAUGAAGAUUCCGAAGAUAAGGAGGAGAUUAAACUAAUUCACAAGUGGCCUUUCCAACAAGUCAAAUGGCAAAGGCAGAUUAAUAAAUGAUUGAUAUCAGUAUAUCUUUUGUAAGUGUCAGCCAUAGCUUUAUAUUUAUUUCCUAUCAUACAUCAGUUGUUCGUUUCAAUAGAUCCAUUUCGUCGAAACAGUGCUCUUUUAUUUUAAUAGUCGGUGUUAUAUUUCCAAGGAAUCUUGCAGCAUGUACUGCUGUUUAAGAAGAAAAUGGUAUCAGAAGGAUAACAUUUCUUGUGUGUAAUUUGUAUAUAGCAUCUCUUUUAUGUUAGGUGGAAAUGUAAAAACCCCUUGAGUUAUAGCGACUUGCCUUUAUCAUGACAGAUAAUAGCUUCACUUUUACAUCA
Molecule: messenger RNA, 2174 nt
Organism: Nicotiana attenuata
Lineage: Eukaryota; Viridiplantae; Streptophyta; Magnoliopsida; Solanales; Solanaceae
Product: squamosa promoter-binding-like protein 6
Exons: 5
Coding region: 226-1752 (508 amino acids)
Cellular component (GO): nucleus
Molecular function (GO): DNA binding
Source: RefSeq, a predicted model, not a curated record